Molecule: messenger RNA, 2436 nt
Organism: Amphimedon queenslandica
Lineage: Eukaryota; Metazoa; Porifera; Demospongiae; Haplosclerida; Niphatidae
Exons: 5
Source: RefSeq, a predicted model, not a curated record
AUGGAUGAAUGUGUUCAACCCAUUCCUGUUAAUUCUGCUCCUAAUCCUGUCGUCCUCUCUCUGAUUACUGAUCAAAAUGACAUAAUUCAUUUAGCUUAUUAUGCACCAUAUGGUAACAAUAAUUGGACAAAUUUCAACAGAACAAAUUCAUCACUGAAUAGAAUACCAAUUUAUUCUUCUGAUUCUUCUGAUUCUUCUGGAGAGCAUGUAUUAAAUUUUCGUGUUACUAACAGUAAUCAAGUUAAAGGAAUUUUGUUGAUAUGGACACAAUACAAUUACACAACUAAUACUGACACUUGGAGCUUUGGACGGACAGUAACCCUGAAGUAUCAAGGUAAUCAAACACAAAACAAUUCUUACUAUAGUAUUAAUGGCAAUGGUAGUAUUAGCAGUGAUUGGAUUCUAAUGGAUGGUGGGGAUGGCUCUUCUCCUCGUUGGAUCAGUGUAUGUUUUACAAGAGACAAUGGCACUUGUCCAAGUUUCUCUCUUCCAAUUAAUCCAGCUUCAUCAUUUCCUCAACCAAGCUCUACUGAUGCCCCUGAUGAUACUCUAACUAGCAGCUUUAUAAGUGAAAUGACUACUUUGUUUACUGAUGUAAUAAGUUCAACGAGUUUGAUGAGUUUAUUUGGUUCCUCUCCUGUUGGUAUUGCUAGCUCUUUUCUUAAUGUCAGUUCUUCUUCUGGUAUUGUCAAUGAUACUUUUAGUUUAUCUCCUGAUAUUUCUAGUUCUUUUGAUAUUUUCAGCUCUUCAUCAUUUAAUAUUUUUAGCUCAUCUGCCAUUUUCAGUUCUUCCCCUGACAUUGUCAUUACCAGUUCAUUUCCUAGUAUCACAAGUGAUAUACCUGAUAUUGUCAGUUCUUCUGCUAUUUUGAGUUCUUCAUCAUUUGAUAUUUUUAGUUCCUCUGUCAUUUUCAGUUCUUCUCCUGACAUUGCCAUUACCAGUUCUUUUCCUAGUAUCACAAGUGAUAUACCUGAUAUUGUCAGUUCUUUUGAUAUUUUCAGUUCUUUGUCAUUUGAUAUUUUUGAUUUUUCUAGCUCUUCUAAUAUUUUUAGUUCUUCAUCAUUUGAUAUUUUUGAUUUUGACUCUUCUUCUCCUGAUAUUUUCAGCUCUACUCCUGAUAUUCUCUUACCUUUCACUGACUCAUUAAUCUUAACACAUCAUUCACCAAAGCGGACAAUGGUCCGAACCCGUUCACCUGAUGAAACAUCAUCUAACCUUCCUAUUCCUGCUGAGACCACUAUUCCUGAUAUAACUAGCUCUUUCAGUACUCCUCUCUCUAAUAUCAAUUCUCCUCUCACUACCACUAGUUACCGUUUUACCAUUACUAGUUCUUCUGUGCCUGCAAGUUCCAGCCUCCCUUCUAGUUCUCCUUUUCCUACCAGACCUCUUCAUAUUAGUUCUUCUCUACUUACUAGUUCUCCUCUACCAGCAAGUUCCAGUCUUCUUCCUUUUCCUAUUAGUUCUUCUCUUCCUAUCACUUCUUCUCUCCCUGUCAGUUCUUCUAUGAUCAGUUUUCCUUUCUCUACUACGUUUUCUCUUCCAACUGUUACUCUAUUACCUAGCUCUGAUAUUAAAAGGACUUCUCUUAGUGGUUUUAGUUCUUCAUCCAGUACCCUAUUUAUUGACAGUCAGCUCAGUCUGUCUUCAAUACCAUUUAGCACUCAAGUCAGCAUAAGCUCUCCUGUAUCUAGUCCAUACAUGUCUUCACUCUUGCUUUCAUCACUGUCUCCUAUUCUGACCAGUACUUUUAGUGUGCCUACUCCUACUACUGGUUCUUCUGAUCCUUUAAGCACUUCUAUCGUGCAUAUUUCUAAUAUUGAUACUUCUGAACCUUUUAUUUCAACCAGUACUCCUGCUACUGACCCUCCUGAUCCAUCUAUUCUAAUCAGUACUUCUGCUACUAGUACUUCAAUCAGUACUUCUAUUCUUAUAAUCAGUACUUCUACUUCAACAGCUAUUUCUACUUCAACCAGUACUUUGAUUCCAAUCAGUACUUCUAUUAGUUCUCCUGAACCGUCAUGUACACCUAUUGGUGUAUGGCCUGAGACACAGGCUGGAGAGAUUGCUAGAGGAACAUGUGGAGGAAUAUUCAAUGCUACAAGACAUUGCAGAGAUAAUGGUACAUGGGGUAUGAUCAAUUGUAGUGCUUCUGAAUCCUUUGAUAAAAUAUCUAAUGAAGCUAUGAAUAAUCCUGCAGGUGCUCUUAACUCAUUAAAUGGUACAUUGAGUAAUAUUAGUGUUAAUGAAGCAGCUGUUCUUCUGAAUUUGAUAUCAACUUUUUUACAAAACUUUACAAAAGCCCAGGCAGGGACAGCUUUAGGUAUUGUUGGUGGAAUAUUUGAUGCAAUUAGAACUGAUAGUCAACAGGAGGAAAGGAAUGUUGGCAGUCAAUUGGUAAUGACAAUGGAUAAUAUUACACUGAAAUUACAAGAACCU